AUGCACCUGCAUCUUUCAGGUUUCCUGUUCUUCUUGGUGAUCUUACUGCCUGCAGGCAACUGUAUGGUUGGGAACAACGGUGUCGACCUUCGAACAUGCACUGAAAUCAACGGGGUUUGUUUCUUCGGCUGUAGGCCAGGAUGGACAUGGAUUGCGUUCUGUAACAACAUACUGUCCUGCUGUAAAAAGGAUACAAUGUUUUUACCUCCUCAGUCCAAAGUUAUAUGA
Molecule: messenger RNA, 228 nt
Organism: Acomys russatus (golden spiny mouse)
Lineage: Eukaryota; Metazoa; Chordata; Mammalia; Rodentia; Muridae
Gene: Defb136
Product: defensin beta 136
Exons: 2
Coding region: 1-228 (75 amino acids)
Biological process (GO): defense response to bacterium
Source: RefSeq, a predicted model, not a curated record